AUGGAUCGUAGAUCUUCAAAUGAGUCCUUUUCCGGUGGCUCGCCGCUGGGCGGCCUCGGUGGCCUGAGCUUCUCGGGCGCCGGAGGCGUCGGCGGUGGCCCCUCGUCGCCCUUCCAGUCGCCCUUCCUUCAGGUGGACCCCUCUGUGAUGCAGCAGCCGCCACUGAUAUCAAAUGAGUUCAUCUUUCCCGAGGGCGCGACCAAGUCCUCGCGAGGUCGCUUUGAGCUCGCUUUCGGUCAGAUCGGCUUCUCCGUGGGCAUGGGCGCCGGCAUCGGCGGUGCAAUGGGCACCUUCAAAGGUCUCCGGGAGGUUUCCAAGAUCAGCGAGGCGCUCUCCGUGAAGCGAACCCACCUGCUAAAUUACAUCACCCGAAACGGGGCACCGAUGGGGAAUACCUUCGGCGUGAUAGCGCUCAUCUACUCGGCAAUCGGCGUCGGCCUGAGCUUCAUUCAGGAUGAGAAUGAUGAGAUCAACACCGCGGUCGCCGCCACCACCACCGGCACGCUCUACGGUGCCCUCAGUCAGUCGAAGGCGAUGGAAGGCCUUCAAGGUCCUGCACUGACUCGCCUUCGCCUGAAGCGCGCUGGCUUCGGCUUUGCCGGCGGUCUGAUCGCCUCCGCGACGCUCAUCUACGCCAUGAACCAGGACAAGUAUGGCUCAAAAUAA
Molecule: messenger RNA, 666 nt
Organism: Rhagoletis zephyria (snowberry fruit fly)
Lineage: Eukaryota; Metazoa; Arthropoda; Insecta; Diptera; Tephritidae
Source: RefSeq, a predicted model, not a curated record